Aspergillus saccharolyticus JOP 1030-1 is the source of this 1670-nucleotide messenger RNA. It is a transcript of the gene gpaB, whose product is annotated as guanine nucleotide-binding protein subunit alpha gpaB. The coding region runs from base 486 to 1556 and encodes 356 amino acids. Gene Ontology annotation, molecular function: GTPase activity; G-protein beta/gamma-subunit complex binding; GTP binding. Gene Ontology annotation, biological process: adenylate cyclase-activating G protein-coupled receptor signaling pathway. Gene Ontology annotation, cellular component: heterotrimeric G-protein complex. The record is from RefSeq and is a predicted model, not a curated record. NCBI's taxonomy places the organism in Eukaryota, Fungi, Ascomycota, Eurotiomycetes, Eurotiales, Aspergillaceae. The transcript is spliced from 6 exons.
CUACUCCGCCCGCGGUUCUGCUCUCAAACCCAAACACCGUCCUACUCAACCGACCGACCUCCCCUAAGGGUACCCUUCCCACUCACCUUUCUCCUCUCGAUCCCUCGAUCUACCGCAUCACGAGCCUUCUCUCUGGUUUUCAAAAGCUUGAAGUCGUCGCUCAGGUCCUCGUCGUCUCAAAUCCGACCCUGUCCGGUAUCUUGAGCCAUUCCGCGCGCAAGCCUCGAUCCCUAGUCGAGCUUUCUACGUCGAUCGCAAACCUACCACCCUUUCUUUUAUCGCUGACAGACCUCCUCAUUGUUUUUGAAUCGCGGCAACUCCUCUUCUUCUCUCGAUUCGAUUGGUUUCAGAUCUGGAUCGACUUGCUGUUCGCGAACCACGUUGCUUGGAGGUUUCAGGUGUCAGCGGUCUGAUAGGUGGAUGCCGUGCCCUUCCGCAGGCAGCUAAUGGGUUAGAUCUCCGCUGUCUGGGAGUUAUACGAGAAAAUGGGUUCGUGUAUGAGCUCCGAGGCGACCGGAGAUGUGGAACAGAAGCGGAGGAGCCAGGCCAUUGAUCGCAGAUUGGAGGAGGAUUCGAGGAGACUACGGCGAGAAUGCAAGAUCUUAUUACUCGGCUCUGGAGAAAGUGGAAAGUCGACGAUUGUCAAACAGAUGAAGAUCAUCCAUCAGAAUGGCUACACAGUCGAAGAAUUGUCAUUAUAUCGUCUGACAGUCUACAAGAAUCUCCUUGACUGCGCCAAAUCGCUCAUCGCCGCUUAUAAUCAAUUCGAUCUUGAACCAUCGAGUCAGAAGGUCCGCGAUUAUAUCCAAUACAUCUAUGAAUACAAUAUCAACCCCGAUCCCAAUGUGCCACUCGACAAUAAGAUAGGGGAUGCGAUCACCUAUCUCUGGAACGACCCCUGCACGUCCACGGUAUUAGAACACCAGAACGAAUUCUACCUGAUGGAUUCCGCGCCUUAUUUUUUCGAGGAAGCCAAGCGAAUAGCAGCCUCCGAUUACAUUCCCAGUGUGAAUGAUGUGCUACGUGCGCGAACGAAAACGACCGGUAUCUACGAGACUCGUUUCACGAUGGGCCAAUUGAGCAUACACAUGUUUGAUGUGGGCGGUCAACGCAGUGAGCGUAAGAAGUGGAUUCAUUGCUUUGAAAAUGUGACCUCCAUCAUCUUCUGCGUGGCGCUUAGCGAGUAUGAUCAAGUUCUGUUAGAGGAAAGCAAUCAGAAUCGAAUGAUGGAAAGCUUGGUAUUGUUCGAUUCUGUGGUGAAUUCUCGAUGGUUCAUGCGCACGAGUAUCAUUCUCUUCUUAAACAAGGUCGAUCUUUUCCGACAGAAGCUCCCUCGGUCGCCGCUGAACAAUUACUUCCCUGACUACUCGGGUGGCAACGAUGUAAACCGAGCUGCGAAGUACCUGUUGUGGAGGUUCAAUCAAGUCAAUCGCGCGCACUUGAAUCUCUACCCGCAUCUCACGCAAGCUACCGACACCACGAACAUCCGAUUAGUCUUUGCUGCUGUGAAAGAGACGAUAUUGCAGAACGCCCUGAAGGAUUCCGGCAUCCUCUAGAUCGGGUAGAUACUCGGCCUGUAGCAGUUUCUCUGGCAGCGAAUUCAUGCUAGCAGUGACGAUGAUCUUAAUCUUCAAAGAACAACGAUGGCGUUUGUCAAUUCGAUGAUUAGA